Messenger RNA from Sinocyclocheilus rhinocerous, 1452 nucleotides. Its product is annotated as actin-binding LIM protein 2-like. NCBI's taxonomy places the organism in Eukaryota, Metazoa, Chordata, Actinopteri, Cypriniformes, Cyprinidae. The transcript has 6 exons. The coding region runs from base 47 to 460 and encodes 137 amino acids. The record is from RefSeq and is a predicted model, not a curated record. Gene Ontology annotation, cellular component: actin cytoskeleton. Gene Ontology annotation, biological process: lamellipodium assembly; cytoskeleton organization. Gene Ontology annotation, molecular function: actin filament binding.
UGUAUUUCUUGCUGUUUUUGUUUGUCAAUAGACCAGAACAAGUUGGAUGAACCUGAAGAGUGAGAUGGAUGGACAGUCUCCAGAUCUGGACCCCAGGACCUCCACCCACAGCUUACCCACCGAUAUGUCUCAACCCAACUUCCCAUACAAUAAGUCUGCUUCGCUGCCAGGAUAUGGGCGGAACGGAAUAUACAAGCAGGUGGCUGAUCUUGGCGAGGAUGAGGGCGAUCAUGACUCAUCCUGGAGUGGAAUGAGAGAGUACAAGGUCUAUCCCUAUGACAUGCUAGCUGUGAGCCACAGAGUCCGAGUAAAACUACCACGGGAUGUGGACCGCACCAGACUGGAGAGGCACCUGUCACCUGAGGACUUCUACAAUGUAUUUGAGAUGACCAUUGAACAGUUUGACCGUUUGGCCUUGUGGAAGAAAAAUGACCUUAAGAAGAAAGCCCGCUUGUUUUAAAUCCCGCUGAAUCGCUUGAAGGAAAGCAAAGAUAAAGAGAAAACCUCUUCUCAUCCAUCCUGUGUGCAUGGAGGAUGAGUGUGAGAGAAAUAUAUAUGCACCUCCGUUCUGCUGCAUAGCUACUGUCAUCUCAUCUCACGCUGAGGAAGAGGGAGCGCUUUCACAACGCUGUUUGCCACCUAGCUUUGUUCGUGAACGCCGCACCACAUGGUCUGAAUGUUACUCUGAUGCCGGAGAGUCGGCACUAAAUUCUCCAUAUUGUUUUUCUCUUUGAUUGUCUUUGAUCUUGCUCCCUCGGCUGUCUUUGUGAUUACUGCAUUGCAUUCUCUCUUUGUGCAAAAAGCACUCAAUAUUGAUAUAAGCCACUUUCUGUACAUUUUAUACAGCUGAGAAACAUGGCCAACAAGCUCUACUUGUACGUCUUUUUGCUAUGUAAUAAUAUCCAUCUUCCCCUGUCCCCUUGUCUUUGUUUUUGACUGCAAUGAAUGUUGUCCAACAUUUUAGUCUUGUCCUCGUCUACUCAUAUUGUGUCUUUCUCUCGUCUCUUCCUGCCUGUUCUUCUUCUUACCUCCUAGACAUGAUACUCAGCCACUGCUUGGACUGUAAUAUCUAUCAUGUAAUAUCAGCUUUAUGGAAGCUCAUUCAUCCAUGGCUUUAGCAUGACCAGGCCAAAGACUCAAUCGGAGCGAGAAGUCAACAAAGCACCUUACACGUGACCUAACCAGACGGGACGCAAUAAAACGAAGAGAAAAAACGUAACCAGCCUCGAUCGUGAGAAGCAAAGUGCAACAGGGCACAACACGACAUCAUGCUGGGUAGCCCCGCCCACUGUGAACUCUCAUUGGUUCCUCAGAACUGUACAACUCAUUGGGUGUGAUUUUGUCACGUCACACAUCAGUUUUCGAACUUGUCAUAUUGCGCCUGGUUAGGACACUACGGUGGCCGAGAAGUGCAAAGCAAAUCACAAUUCUGAAAACAAAAUAACAAAUUAC